Messenger RNA from Nanorana parkeri, 711 nucleotides. RefSeq names its product Tctex1 domain containing 1 (gene DYNLT5). Gene Ontology annotation, molecular function: dynein intermediate chain binding. Gene Ontology annotation, cellular component: cytoplasmic dynein complex; cytoplasm. Lineage: Eukaryota; Metazoa; Chordata; Amphibia; Anura; Dicroglossidae. The record is from RefSeq and is a predicted model, not a curated record. The transcript has 5 exons. The coding region runs from base 67 to 609 and encodes 180 amino acids. Gene Ontology annotation, biological process: microtubule-based movement.
UGCUGCCUGGUUGCCAGGGCAACGGAACGCUGACCUGGAUCCGUGGAGUGAUCGCGUGCAGCAGACAUGUCGGACGCCGCGAAGGACAAGGCAGCCCGCCUGCUGAAGAAGAGAGGAAGCGUCUCGUCACUGGGGAGCCAUGAAGUGAAACCCAGGGACAACCUGCACAAACCCAAAGAAUCUAGAGACUCUUUGAGCACGGUGUCUUACAUCGACGAACCGGGACACCACGAUGACGUCCAGCGUCCGGCCGUGCAGAUGGAAAAUACAUAUCAGUUAGUCCCCGGGAGACGCUUUCCUGUAGCCACAGUGAAUAAUAUUCUGAAGGACGUCCUGACCAGUUAUCUUCAGGAGGAGAAGUAUGAAGCCGAGUUAUGUAGACAGAUGACAAAGACAAUUUCUGAGGUAGUUAAAGCCAGAGUGAAGGACCUGAUGAUCCCGCGAUAUAAAAUAAUCGUUCUCAUCUACAUCGGACAGCUGAACGAUCAGAGCAUGCGUGUGGGCAGCCGCUGUAUCUGGGACCCAGCUAACGACACGUUUGCCUCCUACACCUUCAAGAACAGCUCCCUGUUUGCUCUGGCCAAUGUCUACGCCGUGUACUACGAGUAGGCAGAAGUGGGGGGCACUGCAGGGAGGAUGGGUGACCUGGUUAUAUGAAAUCAUGACUCAUGAAAACUGGUAUUCCACAUUUGGGUGGGCACUGUUCACCAC